This is a messenger RNA of Melanotaenia boesemani (Boeseman's rainbowfish), 4086 nucleotides long. RefSeq names its product obscurin. Lineage: Eukaryota; Metazoa; Chordata; Actinopteri; Atheriniformes; Melanotaeniidae. The record is from RefSeq and is a predicted model, not a curated record. Gene Ontology annotation, molecular function: transmembrane signaling receptor activity. Bases 35 to 3625 code for a protein of 1196 amino acids. Gene Ontology annotation, biological process: cell surface receptor signaling pathway. The transcript has 20 exons.
UUUCCUUCACCGAACUUCACUACACGGCAUAUUUAUGAGUCAACCCAACAGCGCAGCCUUCACAUGUGCAGCUGAAUGGAAAAUGUUGCUUCUCAAGAUUUUCGCUGUCAUAUAUUUGACUGCUGUUUGUGCAGAUACGGAGGCAGAUUAUGUCACCCAGUCUAACAGUCAAACAAGUCCUGCCUAUGAACCACCGCUACCUGUGCUAAAGCUAAAAUCAGCACAUAGUGAUGUCUUCUCUUCUGAAAAAGUGGAGUUAAAUUGUUAUGUUGAUGGCAGCUCUGACUGGACCGUCACCUGGAAAAAAGAUGGAAAGGAGCUACUUUCUGAAAAUGGCUUGGUGCUUACAAUCACAGCACAAACAAAGCAUUCUGGAGGUUAUACCUGUACAGGUCAACACAAAACAAAACUUGUCUCCACUGUUAUAAGUAACCAAAUCAUUGUCACAGUUACCGACCCACCUACACCAACUCUAAAGCUACUGUCUGGCUGGCAAGAUGUGUUUGUUACUGAGAAUGUGUCAUUAAGCUGUGAAGUGAGCAGCCCUGAGUGGACGUUUACCUGGUACAAAGAUAAAAACCAACUCCAAAAGGACUCAGUACUGACCAUAAAUGAAAAAGGAACAUUGUUCAGCAUCACCUCAGUCUCUCAAACCCAUCAAGGACAGUAUUCCUGCAAAGCUCAUCUUAAAUCCAGAGGAGUCGACUCUGAAUUCAGCAACACGGUUGAUCUGAAAGUCUAUUCAAGCAACCCAAAGCCCAUUGUGACUCGAAGCCCAAACUUUAACCAGAUGUACCCUGGAGAAUCUAUCAACUUCAAAUGCACGUUUAGUGAAUCCACUGGAUGGGAAUAUGUGUGGUAUCAUAAUGGGAAAGAUAUUCCCGCACCCAACAAUGAUGCUUAUACUAUAGCUUCUGUGGGUCAUUCAAACAGUGGAGACUACCACUGCAAAGCCAAGAGAGGCCCUGACCCAUUUUACACAGCGGCCAGUGAAUCUAUAACUCUUCAAGUUUCUGACCCACCUACACCAACUCUAAAGCUACUGUCUGGCUGGCAAGAUGUGUUUGUUACUGAGAAAGUGUCAUUAAGCUGUGAAGUGAGCAGCCCUGAGUGGACGUUUACCUGGUACAAAGAUAAAAAACCCCUCCCAAAGGAGUCAGUACUGACCAUUAAUGAAAAAGGAACAUUGUUCAGCAUCACCUCAGUCUCUCAAACCCAUCAAGGACAGUAUUCCUGCAAAGCUCAUCUUAAAUCCAGAGGAGUCGACUCUGAAUUCAGCAACACGGUUGAUCUGAAAGUCUAUUCAAGCAACCCAAAGCCCAUUGUGACUCGAAGCUCAAACUUUAACCCGAUGUACCCUGGAGAAUCUAUCAACUUCAACUGCAUGUGUAGUGAAUCCACUGGCUGGGAAUAUGUGUGGUAUCAUAAAGGGAAAGAUAUUCCCGCACCCAACAAUGGUGCUUAUACUAUAGCUUCUGUGGGUCAUUCAAACAGUGGAGACUACCAGUGCAAAGCCAAGAGAGGCCCUGACCCAUUUAACACAGCAGCCAGUGAAACUAUAACUCUUCAAGUUUCUGACCCACCUAAACCAACUCUAAAGCUACUGUCUGGCUGGCAAGAUGUGUUUGUUACUGAGAAAGUGUCAUUAAGCUGUGAAGUGAGCAGCCCUGAUUGGACGUUUACCUGGUACAAAGAUAAAAACCAACUCCAAAAGGACUCAGUACUGACCAUUAAUGAAAAAGGAACAUUGUUCAACAUCACCUCAGUCUCUCAAACCCAUCAAGGACAGUAUGCCUGCAAAGCUCAUCUUACAUCCAGAGGAGUCAACUCUGAAUUCAGUAACAUGGUUAAUAUUAAAGUCUAUUACCCACCUAAACCAACUCUAAAGCUACUGUCUGGCUGGCAAGAUGUGUUUGUUACUGAGAAUGUGUCAUUAAGCUGUGAAGUGAGCAGCCCUGAUUGGACGUUUACCUGGUACAAAGAUAAAAACCAACUCCAAAAGGACUCAGUACUGACCAUAAAUGAAAAAGGAACAUUGUUCAACAUCACCUCAGUCUCUCAAACCCAUCAAGGACAGUAUUCCUGCAAAGCUCAUCUUACAUCCAGAAGAGUCAACUCUGAGUUCAGCAACUCGGUUGAUCUGAAAGUCUAUUCAAGCAACCCAAAGCCCAUUGUGACUCGAAGCUCAAACUUUAACCCGAUGUACCCUGGAGAAUCUAUCAACUUCAACUGCAUGUGUAGUGAAUCCACUGGAUGGGAAUAUGUGUGGUAUCAUAAAGGGAAAGAUAUUCCCGCACCCAACAAUGGUACUUAUACUAUAGCUUCUGUGGAUCAUUCAAACAGUGGAGACUACUACUGCAAAGCCAAGAGAGGCCCUGACCCAUUUUACACAGCGACCAGUGAAACUACGUCUCUUCAAGUUUCUGAAAUCCCUGUUCCACUGCUGAAGCCACUAACCCAGUGGCUGGAUGUGUUCCCUGGUGAGAGUGUUAAGAUGAGCUGUGAGAUGAAAGGAAGCACUGGAUGGGCAUACACAUGGCGUAAGGAUGCAGAAGAAAUCAAAGCUAAAAAUCCUGUAUCUUUUAGUGCAAAUGGACACAUUCUUUCCAUUAGCCAUGCUUCAUCCUUGCACCAUGGAGACUACAGCUGUUCAGGGAAACUAAAGGGCAGGUCUGUCACCAGCAACUUUAGCUCUGAAGUCACACUUGAUGUUUAUGAUACGACACCCAGAGUCACUCUGGAGCAGAAUCCUGUGGACAAUUUGAUGCACACGGACGAUUUUGUGUCCUUUAGCUGUCACAUAAAUGUGUCCUCUGGAUGGGAGUACCUGUGGUACAAAGAAGACCGUCCACUUUCGACAUCUGAAAACAAUUACAACAUCAGCUCUGCUGUGACAAGAGACUCUGGAUCAUAUAAAUGCCAGGUUAAAAGAGGAGUCUCUAGCGUCUUCACAUUACAAAUGAGUGAAGCUGUAAUACUCAACAUCAAAGAGCGCCCACAGGCCAGUAUAACCCUGCAGACUGGCUGGUCAGAGGCCUUCUCAACAGACAGUUUAGCGCUCAAAUGCAACGUGACGGACAGUGACCACAUGUGGAACUUCACUUGGUUUAGAGGGAAUGAAAAAAUUGAUCUGCCACCCUCAGCGGACCAUGCGGUCACGCCCCAGAAUGACCCAGAACAGAGUUAUUACACCUGCCAGGGCAUCCGCAAUGAGAGACCAUUUUAUUCAAAAACCAGUCAUGAUUUUAGGACCAAGAACCUUCUGCUGAAGAGGAGAAUCCUUCUUUCCAUCUCUGGGUGCCUCUUCUUUGGCAUCAUUGCUGUUUUCCUGGGAUGCAUAGUCCUCAGAAUCUUCCGUAAACCAGCCGAAAAUGAUGAAAAGUUCGAAGAGGAGGAUCUGUUUGCCAAAAUGGUGAUAAAGGACUCUACUGAUGCACCAUGUCCACUGGUUGAGUACAUCACUGAUGCAUCUAUUAAAGCGAUGCCCGCAGAUGUGGAUGAGAAUGGCACAGUCUGCAGUGAAACAACACCAUUACCGAUAACCUCACAGGAGGACCAAGGUCUGAUGACUGCCAACCAUGACUCAACGGAAAAUGGCGGUGGACUUGUUUCCUUUCAACAAUGAGUUUUGGAAGACAUCAUAUUAGUUGUUUCAGUCCUGUGAGACGUUCAUGAGGAUUACACACCUACAAAAAAUAUUUAUAGAUGAAAAAACUAUCUGUGGCCCCUGUAAUGGUUUUUGUAGAGCUGUGCAAAAUGAUAAAGACAGUGUUUGACCUACUAUGCUCUGACAUGCUGGACCUAAAAGUAGCUUACUUACUGUAAAAACUGCACAUUUCAUGCUGUUAAAAACAUUAUUUAUGUGAUCUGUAUUUUCUUUCUCCUUCAGCAAGUUUCCUGGACAGACAUCAGAUGUCAGUAGAUGUAACUUCAAAGCUUUUUUUAAUUAUGUAAAUGGUUAAAAUAUGAAAAUAGCUGUUUUUCUUCAUAUCUCCAAAGUAACCACUUAGAUAUAAUAGUAUAUAUUUAUCCACACAUUUUGUGCUUGCCUAUAUGAAUUUAUCAAAAUAAAAAAGUUAAAAAAUG